Sycon ciliatum is the source of this 2407-nucleotide messenger RNA. Its product is annotated as aromatic-L-amino-acid decarboxylase-like. The record is from RefSeq and is a predicted model, not a curated record. Gene Ontology annotation, cellular component: cytoplasm. The transcript is spliced from 2 exons. Gene Ontology annotation, molecular function: pyridoxal phosphate binding; carboxy-lyase activity. Gene Ontology annotation, biological process: carboxylic acid metabolic process. NCBI's taxonomy places the organism in Eukaryota, Metazoa, Porifera, Calcarea, Leucosolenida, Sycettidae. Bases 225 to 1796 code for a protein of 523 amino acids.
CCCAUUUUCUUCUUUCUCGGCAGCGAUGUCGAGCAACAAGAUGAGCGUGAAGCCAACAGAUGCCCUCCUUCACUCUUCGCCUCACCCAACAAAGGCAUCCAAGCCAACCGUCGGAAGUCACUGCUAAGCCAAGUUUUGACCAGAAAUUAACGUGUUUUUAUAAUAAAACAUUGAUUACUCGGAUUUAGCAGCUAGGAGAAUCACUCGACGAGAGAGAAUUUCCAAUGGAUGAGCUGCGAAUAUCUGCUGAGGACUUUGAGCGCUUGAUUGCAGAGGUGACGCCAUGGCUUGCAGAGUGCGUGCGCCGCAGUGACACUGGCCCGACGAGCUUCAUGGACUCUCUGGAUGGCGAGGUGCAGGAACGCGACCGCGGCAGGACAUUAGCAAGCAAGCUGCGCGAGGAACACGCACCGGAGACCGGGCAGCGGCUGGACUCCCUUAUGGACACGCUGUGCAACGUGGCGGCGAGAACUGGUCGCAACGGCGGCAGCGCCGCCUUCUGUGCGUACGUGCCGACGGGCGGACUACUGCAGACGGCCGUGGCCGACCUGAUCGCCGCCGCGCUGAACCGCUCCACGCCGCUGUUCAUCUCUAACCCGGGCCUGGUGCAGCUGGAGUUCAACGCGCUGUCCUGGAUGGCGCAGCUUGUGGGCUACGAUCCGGACGUGGCGUUCGGCUCGUUCUCCUCCGGCGGCUCAAUGGCCAACUUCAUUGGCGUUCUCGUGGCACGGCGCAAGCACCUGCCGGAGGAGAAUAUAGCCACGGGCGCUGUCAUGGCGACGAGUCAAACGCACAGCUGCAUCGGCAAGGGCCUGAUCAUGGCCGGCUUACCUCGGUCAUCACUCUGUCUCGUCGAGUGUGAUGAAAAGCUCAGGAUGUGUCCGGCAGCGUUGGAAAAGUGUAUCGUGGCGCAGAGAAAUGGCGGGCGUGUGCCGUUCCUGGUUGUGGCCAGUGCGGGCACGACGAGUACAGGAGCUGUCGAUGAUCUGCGAGCGCUGGCCAGCGUGUGCAAGCGUCAUGGCGUGUGGCUUCAUGUCGACGGUGUGUACGGUGCAGCGUUUAACCUGACGCAACGCGGUCGUGAGCAACUGGAUGGCCUGGAAGAGGCCGACUCCAUUGCCAUAGACCUUCACAAGUCGUUCUUUCUGCCGCAGGCCACAGGACUGCUGAUGGUCAAAGAGAGAGUCUACCUGAAGCAGGCAUUCGCGCUCGAUCAUCAGCCGGCCUUCCUACCGGACGUAGACCAGGACGACCGGAACUUCCUGGACCACUCGCCGGACCUGACGCGUCCGUGCUACGGCCUGCGUCUCUGGUUUCCGCUACAGCUGUGCGGCCUGGGCAGGUGGCGCGCGGCACUCGACGACCGGCUGGACUGGACGGGCGAGUUUGCGGACGGUCUGCGGGCCAUGGCCAGGAUUGGCAUCGAGCUGACGACCGAGCCCAGCCUUACAAUUUUAACGUUUCGCUACGCACCCACACAUGAGGACGAUAGCUCAUCAGUCAUGGCUGGCAAUGUCAGUGCAGGUCAAGUUUCAUCGGGCGUGUGCCGUUCGCAGCGGCUCCGCGACGCGAAUCAGAAACUCCUCCGCUUCAUCAACGGCCGUGAUCACAUUUUCUUGUCGAGCACGAUCCUGCCCGGUGGUGAGGUGUUUGUCCUUCGCGCGUGCAUUCUUCACGUCCGUCUCACGCGACAGCGGCUACUCGACGGACUGCAGGACAUUCGCGAUGGCGUUGCUGAGAUACGUGCUUCAGCAUCGGCUGCUGAGCUCACGGAGUCUACCCAGGUGAUUGAAUGAAUGAAUGAUUCAUUAUUUAUUGAUUGAUUGGUGGAUUGCACUGUGAUAUUCAAAUUCACCCAAACUCCCAAAUGAACAGUAAUGCUCGGUGUUGUAGCAAACGGCAACAGGAUGUACCCCAUCCGGUCCAGUAUGGUUCUACGAACAUCACCGGAGUUCAGCAAAAUAAAUUGUAAGUGAGAGUGCUAUCUGUUUUAGAGCAUGGAUUGGAUUAUCCCAUGCGUCUGAAGCUUGCACUGUUGUUUCUCCCCUCCUUGCCUCGCUUUCCCUUGUGUCCAGAUCACCUGUUUUGGACCACCAGUUGCCUGAUGACGAAGCCGAUAACGCGAAACUAAGAGUUGCAACAUAGCUUCUUUUUUUCUCUGCAGUACUGUAUUUUAGAUCCUAACUAUGCCUAUGCGGGGAAGUGAGGUUGUUUGUUAUAUUUUCCUUGUUGACCGAGUCUUCACUCUUCUUCAUGCAACUGGAGAAAUUAAUGUGUCGAUACUGCUUCUCGAUUUUCUCCUUUCCUUUUUCAAAUUAUUUAUGCAUCUCUGCCCGCGGGACCGGGCAAGAAGCUCUUGCUUAUGUUCAGACAUUUGAAUGAACGAAUAGAAGAAUUUAGAAGUUGC